Priceomyces carsonii is the source of this 141-nucleotide messenger RNA. RefSeq lists its product as uncharacterized. The record is from RefSeq and is a predicted model, not a curated record. Bases 1 to 141 code for a protein of 46 amino acids. The transcript has a single exon. NCBI's taxonomy places the organism in Eukaryota, Fungi, Ascomycota, Pichiomycetes, Serinales, Debaryomycetaceae.
AUGGCCAAGUUGGUAAGGCACCUCACUAGUAAUGAGGAGAUCGUCAGUUCGAAUCUGGCUGAAGGCAAUUAUUUUUUUUUAUCCUUUUUGUUCUCACCUUUUUGUAAUUUUGCAACAAAUAUGUUUUCUAAAGAUAUAUAA